AUGCAAUUUGUGUUCAUCAUUCAUUUGAUCAGUUUGAUGCUGAUAUUUGUUAUGGUCCAUCGUGUCAUGAGCGAGAGAUGUAACAACAGCAACUGGUGGGAAAGCCUGGAUAGGACCCCGGGAUGGUCGGUGUGUCCAAGAAAUAACACCUACCUAAAGGGAUUCUGGAGGAGUUCAAACAAAACCGGAGAUGAGAGAGUUGGACGCUUGGAACUAGGAAAAUGCUGCGAUGCUGCGGAGCCGCGUUACGCCGGUCAGCCUUCAAGAUGUGUGAAUGCAAACUGGUCACGCACGUUGGAUGGGUGAGCCAAACUCUUCUUGAAUGUCGCGCCUUUUCUAUGUCACACUCCAACAUAAUAACUUUGAUCAAUGCCAAUUUCGCCAAAAGUAAUACCCCCAAAAAAGUAGAAACCAAGAAAUUUCAGGCUCAAUUUAUUUUUGUUCCCUUUUUUUUAAGACAUAAUAUCUGGGCUUUGUGUCCAAAAGGCUUUUACAUGAAUGGCAUCAGAACUGGAUCUCAUCGUCCCUUUCGUUCAUUUUUGAACCACAUCGAUGAGGCAAGAUGUUGCCAUCCAACGGAUCAUCCCAGCAGUUAUGAAGACUGUUACGAUGAAGAUGUUGCUAUUUCAUUCAACAACGAAGGUUGGAGUGAAUGCCAGAAGAAUGGUUAUUACAUGAGCGGUCUCUACAAAAGUAACUGCGAUGAACUUAACUGUAUUGACAAGUUCAGAUGCUGUAAACAUCUUCCUAAAAACGGUAAUUAUAUUGUUGUCCAACUAUUUCUUUAUACAAAAAGAGACAAAAAUAGACUUUCUAGGAGAAUCUUUUAUUUCCCAAAGUUGCGAUGCGUCAGAGGUUAGACUCGACCGAUUUUAACUGACCUGUAUCACUUGCUUCUUCGUUUCCUUGGGGUUUUCUUUCCCCGAUAAAUUUCAAAAGAAAGUUCAAAGAAAUGCUUUGAAAUUUUGACCUACAAGACAUAUUUGGAGACUAACAUUAAAAUACUGCUACCUUCUACAACCACAAUUACUAAAUCUAUAACAAUAAAGAUAUGUGAGCAUGUAUGGUUUUUUAUAUUCACAUAUUACCUCAUGUUGAUCAACAGGGCAAUCAAACGGAAUUACAGAUCUACAGAAAGAGGUAUACAAAUCGUGGGUGUUUUCUAAGCUAAUACCAAGUUUGAUUUGUUUUAAGCGUGUGCCGGAAAAACAGAGUCGAGUGUAUUGGUCGAGGCUUCUGUUUGAUGAGGCUUUUUUGUUCCUUUGAUAACUUCCCAUCAGAAAACUAUCAAACUACAUGAUGGAAGUUUGUUCAUAAAUAAACAGUCGCUGCAGGUGUUCUCCCAACGAAAAAUCCCGAGAAAUUGUCGAAUGGAUACCUUCUAGAAUCUUACAUUACAAUUUAGGUACAAGUUUCGAUAAAGAAACUAAGAAGGAAACCUUUAUUGUAUUGCUCUGCACCGCACCAUGGGAACAACCCCAGCCAGGAUGGUGUUCAAAAUGCCGCCAUAAGAGAUUUUUUCCAAAACUUAGAAUAGAACCGUUUGUGUCGGUUAGAAGGGGGUUAUUUUCCUUAAAAAUGAGAGCAAGUUAGCACUUUCACUUCAAAAUAUUUUGCCAUCACGUUACCUUUUGUGACGUCGCAUUUCGUUACCAUGACCAUUCCGAACCUUGAGGCGGUAAUAUAAAAAUCUUCGUGAAUAGAAGUGUAUCUUGAAGCGAUCAUGUUUUUUUUCUUUCUAACCACUCUUAAUUUGUCGACCAGGUUGAUGCCACUAUCACCGGUAGUUACCCUUCCACCCACUUAAGCACGGUCAUCACAAAAUUUCUCAAUUUGACAAAGACUGGGGACGAACUUAAACUCAACUUAAGCGAACUUUCUCUCUCCGUGGAUAUGCUCAAACAACUUGUGCAGUAUAACUCGAUAAAAAACAACAGAGCGAUCGGCGCAACAUCGGACCAACAAAACAUCGUGAAAGUGGCAAGUAAUUUACUGAAUGAGGAAAAUACAAAAACAUGGUUGCUGUUGCAGGAGGUAAUUUGCUGAUCCUGAGAAAAGUUUGAAUUUCUUUUUCUUUGUUUUGUUUGCCUAUCACCAGCUAUAUUUUCCUCUUUCAUGAUUGAAACAGAACGGUAAAUAGUCCUUUAGCCAUCACUUUAUUCUUCUAAAGAGAGACAACAAGUUCCACACGUUAUAUGAUUAUAUGUCGGAUAAGUCCAUAGUUCUCAUGAUGAGGUAUACUUAAUUUUCUUUUAUUUUUAAUUUGGUAAGGUGAUAUGCCAAGGACCGGCAUGGGUAGUCCAAAACAUAAUUUAGCAAACCAAGGUUCUUGUGAAAUGUUACUUUUGUUUUUGUUUAUUUUUUGUUUCCUCGGUUCAUUUUUGCUUUACGUUUGGAUGGAACGUGGCACUAAUAAAGCCUCAAACAAGAGAAAUUUAGACCAAGAGUAAUCAUUAUUUAAUCCCGGUUGAGUGCUAAAAGCUUUUUAAACAAACGGCCUGAAUCCUAUGAAAGAUAACAUACUUAUAGCAAGAUCUCCCUGAGUGAUUUUAAACCCUCUUUUUAUUAAUUAAGAAUACCUGACUGUUUAAUCUUUAAUGGACAAAAAUACAAAUGGAUUUAAAUUUUGCAAGGCUGCUUUUGGAACCCUAGCCUUCAUAGGCCUAUUCACCGAUUGUUUGCAUUCACUGCAGAAAAUUUAUUAUCUUAAACUUGACUUGUUAAAAUCCAGAAAAGGGGAAACAUCACUGACAUACUUCUGAAGACUAUGGACGACUUUGCUUUUCAAGUGAACAGUAACCUUGGUAACUCAACUAAUAAAUCGGAGUUAUUAUCAAGAAACAUCGCUCUUAGAGUUGAUCGCUGGAACCCAAAACAUGAGGCAAGUCAAAGGUCGAUGUUAAAUCUUUUUAGACUGCUUUGAAACAUAAUGUUAGUUAAUUCAGGAACAUUUCUGUAACAAUGAAUCGGUUUUAAUGACAUAUUUCAUUAAUUUCGUGACCUUUCGGUCUGAGUGAAUAUGUAUUUGUAUUUUUCACUCCUAGUUGAAGGUUGACUUCGCUCAAUACGGCGCAACAAUCCUUGUUCCUGGCUCGGCGAUCUCGGACACAGUGGAAACUCGCAUGUCCACCAUUGCCUACAGAACACUUGAAAAUGUCCUUAAGCUUCCAGUAGAUGGACCCAGUAAUAAUCAGAGCGCCGGAGGUAGGCUUCGGAGGAGUGGCACAAGCAUUGUUUCUGUCAAUAUUCAUGAUCGUGUAUCUGGUUCCCUGAAUAAACCUAUCAAGCUGGCUUUUAAUCACAAUAACAAGGUAUUGAUUGUUUUGUAUUGUUAGUAAUACGAGUUGCAACAACAGCGCAUGGGAAACCUACUCCCGUCAGUUUUAUGGGUUAAAAUAAUGCCGCUGGACGAUAUAAAUAGAUCUCAGUUCUUAAUCAGGGUAAUCGUCGAUAAUCGUUUUUAUUCUAUACCUAUCCAAUUGAGCACAGUUAUAGUUGUUGGCAGCUCAGGUCAUCAUUCAACUUCAUAAAGGUUCCAGGGAAAAUUUUAUGACUCUGGUUGCUGAAAUAUAAAUUUUUCCCCAGUAUAGCGUCUCUUGAACAGUAAGUUCUAAAGACCAAGUAAAAAAAGGGUAUUAUUUCAUAGGGGAAAGGAAUCAGCUUGGUGUUGCUUUUUGAGAGUUUAGUAUUACUCUCAUGCAUUAUCUCUUUUCUUUUUUUUUUUUUUGCAACGUAUCCUGCUGUCUAAGUUUUAAUCGUAACACUUUCAUUGCAGCGUUCUGAUUUGAUUGGACAGUGCGUUUUCUGGGAGAUCGACCAAUCCCAGAGGACGUGGCUGACGCGUGGAUGUGUUCGCGUUGAUCGUGAGUCAAACUCGCGCGUAACCACGUGCGAGUGUGAUCACUUAACCAUCUUUGCAGUCUUACUGAACAACAAGCCAGUGAGUGUUAUAUAUAGUCUCUUCAGUCCGAUAUUUUGAAAUAGACAUUGUUCGAUCAUUGUCUUUAUUUUAUCAAUAGAAUCGCAAACAAGUCGCCUUGAUUUACUAUUUGUUACUUUUUCCUAUUUGUCACUGGUCUCAAGUCGUCAAAAUAAAAUACUCACAACGUAUUUUUUACCUCUUAAUAUAUUAAACAACUUCCACUUAUUUAAAUUCUUGUUUCUUUUCUUGUUGCUACUUGUUGCCUAAUUCAUAAAAAUUCCCACACAGUUUUUUUCUGGUUUUCAUUUCAGGUAAAAUCUCGUCAUCAGCCGUACUUCAAAUAUAUUUCUACUGUAGGUUGCGCAUGUUCACUUUUCUUUCUGGUGCUCACUUGUGUGACAAUCUUAGCCUGUUGGAAAAAGUUGAGAAGUUUUCGGAUAACAAUGUUACUGCAUUUGUUUGCUGCCAUUUCGGUCUCUUGUCUUCUAAUUAUUAUAGCUGGAAAAGCAGAAAGACCAAAGGUAAAUAUCAAAUGUGUUUCGAUACUCGUUUUUAAAAAAACUGUGUCUAUACUUCUGUACUUCUGUUCAGUAAUAGAUCAAAUAUGAGAUAAAAAUGAAGUAAGACCAGAAAGGAGGCAAAGGGGCGCACCCGUGUGUCGUGGAUUUUCGUGAUUCAUCUUGAGUUUUCUGUGAUCUAAUACAAAACAGAGCCAUGGCAGCAUGGAAUUGCUCAAUAUAAGGAAGUAGAACAGUCUUACUUGUGACGUAAUCGGUGCUUCUCUCCUUUAACAGAUCAUAGAAAAGAUCCGAUCAAAAUUCAUGCCUAAUUUUACUUAUCAUAUGAUAUUUUUCAUUUAUUCAUAGAUUUAUUUUACAUUCACAGGAGUUAUGCACAACAACAGCAGUGUUACUCCAUUAUUCCCUCCUGUCUGUAUUUUCCUGGAUGCUCUGUCAUGGUGUCAUAUUGUACUUCGUGAUAUUAAAGGCUGAACGGCAAGAAAUUCUGGCAUUGAAAAAGAAAUGGUUCUACGCUCUAGGAUGGGGUAAGAGCAACAUUCCUUGAACAAGUACAUUUUCAUCCCCACAUGCAUUAGACGUUUUUAAGCACCAAAAUAUAACGCCUCAUUUAAAAGGGUCAGAAAAUUUGGUAGUUGCUUUUGUUAAUACUUAAUUAAUUUCUGGCUGUUCCAGGUGUUCCAGUCCUAAUAGUGGCCAUUUCUCUGACAGUAACUGGAAUCAAGUCUUAUGCAGCAAAUAACUGUUGGCUUACAACAGAACAUUGGCUCAUUUAUUGGGCGUUUGUUGCUCCAGUUGCCAUAAUCCUAUUAGUAAGUAUACUUUUUUAACAAUGGCGCUCCUUUUAUGGUGUAAGAUAUGUUUUAUGCAGACACCGUUAAUAUGUGAGGUAUCGCACCGGAGGAUUUUUUCCAACAAAUAUCCGAUGAUAUUUUUUGGCUUAAUCAAAACGAUUGUCAUCAUAGUUAAGAAGCUCAGUUGGGGAUGAGAAAAUCGUAGGAAUAAAAGGAAUGGUAAACUACGUGUAUACUUGUAGUACUGAGGGCAAAACACUCGUAAGCAGAGACUAGAAGCAGGAUUUCUAUUUGUUUUUCUUCGUUUUGGUUUUUUUCUAUCUUUUCUUCUUUUAUCAAUCCUCUUGUGAAUUUUUGCCUCUAGAUCAACUCAAUUCUGUUCAUUUUCUUGCUUCGUCGGAUACUCAGAGCGACUAAAACCAAAAACAACAAAACACCUGCCAAGCACGUGAAGGAUUGGUUGAGACGUUUUGCAAUGCUACUGCCAGUUCUGGCUGUCACGUGGUCGUUUGGCUUUCUCACGUUCAUUACAUCAACAGCAGUGUUUCAUUACAUAUUCACCAUAUUGAAUUCGUUCCAAGGACUUUUCAUAUUUGUGAGCUUCUGCAUUCUAGACGAUUCGGUAAGUCUCUAAUUUUUUUUUCAUAAGCUCCGAAAGACCAAGAAUUGUUCCCUAUGAUUUUCCUUGUACAUAUAUAGUAUUUAAAUUGUGUAGACUUUUGAAAUUACGUGAAAUAGCUAAGCGAAAGAAAACUCAUUGUCUUCAAAAGCAAGCGGUCUGAAGCUCAGAAGUAGGGCAAAAGGGGAAGAAUUUGCAUGAAUAUAGUUUUACAUUUACAUUACAAACGUCGCUUUACUAUGAAGUUAUAGUACCAUGUAAAGUAGAAUGUAUGAAUUCCUGAGGUACUUUUGGUUUGCUACUUGUUGUUUCAAAUUGGUUACCUCAGUUUUACCCUGCGAGCAGUUAGUUUUUUAUCCCCAAACGGCAGGUUAAUCUUAAUUUGCUUAUUACAGACUUAAAUGCAGGAAAAUUUAUGAUCGACGAGAUGGAUGAAGUGACGAACUUCUUUUAAUUAAAUUUUCAUUAGGUUAAAAAAUCUAUUAAGAGUGUUUUGUGUGAGAAGAUGAAUACCACCAAGAGAGACACAAGGAGAAGGAAACGUCAUUUUUCAAGUGUAAAUAUGGGUAAGAAUUGACUAAAUAGAAUUAAGUUGAAUGUUUGAGUUGAUUGCUGGACUAGCUAUGUUUCAACAAACUAUGCAUCUUACUUGUGGUGAAUGACUGAUGCGAUGGCAAACAAAUGGACGUGCUUGCCUGUAAGAUGAACAAGAAAUGUGCGCCAUAAAACUUCCCUCUCUAGUGCGAGAUUAAGAUAACUGAACAUUGUUAGCGAGGCUUCUUUUCACUUUUGUUUGUUUGUUUUGUUGUCAUUUCUUUUUAGUCGAUUUUGUUGUUGUUGCUUUCAUGGUUCCAAACGGACUCGAGGCUUUUAGAAUCGUAAAUGAAUGAACGGAACUCGGGCCAGAUACAGCUAGGGAACUUUUGUAUAAUUUUUAUCAUGAACUAAAAGCAUCAUAAAGAAUUAAUCGAGAACUGUGGGCUGUUAAGUUUAAUAAUAAGUUAAGUGCCAAGAAUUCUUAAGAAGGGAUGAAACGCUUUGUUCUCCAAGUUCUGACCCUAUUUCAAAUCAUUAAGUAUUAUAUUUAACACCAGAUCUUCAGACCGGAUCUUUACAGUGAUCUCAAUAGUUUAGACGGCACAUCAUCGAAGAAGUUCUCUCAUGUUCUUAAUUCUGAUUCAUGUUGCAGAGUUACAACUGAUUUAAAAAGACACAUGGAACAUUUCACUUGGAAUAGCUCAUAACCGCUGUACAAAGUCCUCCACAUAUUUUUUCUACCUUUAAUGGUUCUGCUUUUACUUUGUUUUGUUCUUUUGUAUGUUUGUGUGAGUAUUGAUAAAAUUUAUCAUUUCCUCAGACACUAAGUUACCUCUUAGGCCAACUGAGGUUUGAACAUCGUGUUUAAUUUUAUAGUAAUUGUCUAAAAAGGAUAAUUUCUGCGUUGAUUAAUAAGACGGAAAGCGAUAAACAGGUUUCUAUAUUGAGUAUCGGCCACAUGACAGUAAAGGAGCUUUGGCUUUCUCAGCACUUUCAAAAAGCAAGAGACUAAAAUAACGGCGAGGAAAUUAAGGUAAAUAUAUCUCCUAAACAAAAACAAAUUAUUACGUUUUUUUUGACUAACACGCAUGAAAUAAAUACCAACAAAAGACUGCGCUUUUUUUUGCUUUCUUUUUCUAAUAGUUGCUUUGUACCUGUAGGCAAGGAAAGUACGUUUCCGUAAUCAAAAAACAGAAUAAUAUUAAAGGGACGAACAGUGAAGAACUAGAAGAAAAAGGAGAUGACAAAGAAUGAUGAUGAAAACAACAAAAUGUAAUUUCAUGCUGGUUAAAAUUAAGGAAAUAAAAUCUAAAAUUUUUUCGCAAUCAUGAAGGAAAAUCUUUUUCCUUUAUGUUUUAAAAAGUCAAAAAAAGGUUGGUGGAUUGGGUUAAUUCUUUUAAGUUGAUGCCAGGGAACUCGGUGCCCUCUUGAACGAAACCUCAGGCUAAAGGGUAGUUGUCAGGGC
Messenger RNA from Pocillopora meandrina, 7855 nucleotides. The record is from the annotation of a GenBank genome assembly. NCBI's taxonomy places the organism in Eukaryota, Metazoa, Cnidaria, Anthozoa, Scleractinia, Pocilloporidae.